Panicum virgatum (switchgrass) is the source of this 611-nucleotide messenger RNA. RefSeq lists its product as uncharacterized. Bases 127 to 318 code for a protein of 63 amino acids. Lineage: Eukaryota; Viridiplantae; Streptophyta; Magnoliopsida; Poales; Poaceae. The transcript has 3 exons. The record is from RefSeq and is a predicted model, not a curated record.
GGGUCGCAUCGGUUGCCGACGACGGAAAGGGAAAAGUCACAGGCGAUCCCCAUUCCCUUCCGGCCGGCCAUCCCCAUCGCAUCGGCGCCGCGGCGGCGAAGAAGAGAAGCAAUCGCAGCAGCGGAGAUGGGCGUGAUGGGGAGGCUCAGGAUCUUCGUGGUGCAGGAGCCGGUCGUCGCCGCAUCCUGCCUCAUCGCCGGCUUUGGUCUUUUUCUUCCAGCUGUUGUCAGGCCCAUCUUGGAUUCUUUUGAGACUGCCAAACAAGUUCCUCAACCAGCUCUAAGUGAUGUGGUUGCUGGUGUAACAGGCAAGAAAUGAGAGUGAUUUUAUUUUAUUUCUUUCCUUUUAUGUGUGUUGGACUUGUGAUGUGGAGCAUUGUUGUUUCUUAGUUUUACACCUUGAUGAUAAGCCUCUUAGACUAUCGCCACGUGCACUCAGUACUUCCAGAGGUUCAAGACCAGGACGAGUCCUCAUGUUUGUUGAAAUAAAUGGUUGCAAUUGAAAGAUGUUUCUUUUUUUCUUGGCCCACUGUGGUAUGAGAAAAUGACAGAAAAAAAUGAUGAACAUUCUUUGCCCUCUGAAUAUUGUGAUGUUUUGUCUGUUUAAGACAA